CAGAAAGAUGGAGCGGCGCUGUUAACAUGUUCUGCUUUAUGUGGCAGUUUAACCUCUAUUUAUUUAGAGUUGUAUGUUUAAUAGCUUUGGGUUCUGUUAACUGUCGCUAACUACACGCAGGCGGCGCUAUCGAACGGUGGUGAUUCUACAGCAGCAGCAUGGAGCCAGGUGAUGCAAGUUGUGGCAAACUGAGCAAAAGUGAGCUCUUCCAUUCUCUUAAGGUGUAUCUGAACAACAAGAACAGACUGCAGCCUAUUAUAGGUUUGGGGAGUAUUACAGAAUGCGUCAAGAUGGGUACAUCCAACAGAGAUGCGUUGUACCUUUGUGAAGUCUGUGUGUGUCGACUUAGUAAAGCGGAUGUACGAAACCACAUUAUGGGAAGCCUGCAUAGAUUUAACUACAUUAAAGCCUGGCAUCCCAACUUUGUCGAAGAGUGGAAGGAGAAUCCUGACCUUUCCAAUCUGGCCUGGCCACUGAUGGAGAUGGCCAAGUUACUUGAGAAAAGGGAGGGACCUGGGGAUGUACAGGUGUUGGAAUUUGAUGAGGCCCUCUACUGGAAGCUGGUGUCACAGAGUGAGAGUGAUGCAGUUGCGCUGAUAAAUUCUGUCCGACACUGGGAGGUACAGAGUGAAAAUACCACCUCUACAGAAAUGGUAUCAGCUGAGUUGGAAUCUUGCACUGUCCAACCAGAGAGGAUUGUUUUUCCUCCCCACAACCAUCAAGGACAGCCUAAGAAACCAACUGUCCAACCCCUCAAGGCUGCUGAGAUAUUUCUUGGAUCCACGACACAGACUAACAAACAUCUGUCUCUGAUACAGACAACUGUAGCGCCCUCUCUCAAAACAAAACCUCUAUUAAAGGAAGCUACUGUAUCUCUGAUGGGGAGUUCUCAGCUCGCCUGGGAGCCAUCUGUGCUUUCUGAGAAAUGUAGCAGCUUGCUUGAUGGCUAUACAGGAACCAAGCCUCUCAUUGGCCUUCACUGUGUGGUUGAGUGUAGAAGUGAAGACGGCCACACACACUGCUUCUUAUGCCACUGCUGUCGAGUCCGAUCCAACAAAAAGGACAUGAUUGAUCACCUGACCAGCUCCUCCCACUUCUAUAACUACUUGGUGGAAGUGUGUCCUGAUCAGGUGGAGGUGUUGACGGCAGAUAUGGAUGACUGUUCUCAAUUGCUUGAGUCACUGGCCAAAAAGGUGGAGGAGAGGGAGGGCAGAGGAGAGCUAACGGUGGUAAAUUUGCCGAAAUCCUGUCGCAUGCGAAUGAGUGGAAAAAGUUACCACUGGUGUGUAAAGAUGUUGUCUAAUGGUAACAGAUGGACAAAUAAGAACUUCCGCAAAAGAAAAAGAGCUACAAAAGGUCCAGUUACGAAUAAGACCUCAUAUCAUGCUGCAGUGCCUUCAAAAUGGUCAAAAAUGAUCAGGAAUAAGAAAAAACCUCAGAAUGCAACCAGAACGGUCUUUAAUGUAAGCCUGCCUAUGACCAAAGGUUCACUGCUGCUGGAAAGGACAUCGUUCAGCCUGGACAUCCCACUAUCGCCCACAUACUCUCCUUCCCAUGACCCAGACUUAAUUUUUUCACCAGAGCUGGAUGGCUGUGACUCUGAGUCCUUCGACUUUGUUCGUGUAUCGCACGGCUCACAGGUGGAACCACAUGUCUUUGAUGGAGAUACAGACAUGGAACAGUAUGGAGACAUGGAUGAUUAUUUCUGUGAUGGUGAGAACUUAAUUCAGACUGAAGAAGUGUCUGGAACAGAAACACAUCAACAAACAGUGUUUAAUAACCAGUACCAUAAUGCUGAGGCACAAAACGGGCCACCACAUCCCUCAGUCUUCCAUGGAAAGCAGUUUGAUAGAAUCUCCAUCACUUUAGAUUCUGUCAGACAAAAGGUUUAUCAUGAAAUGGAUGAUGAAAGUCACCAUUGCGAUCAAGAACGAUCCAUUGCUAAUGUUCUCAAGGAAUGGCGACAUGAAUACCGAGAGAAGGAAAAAGGAGGGCUGAUUCACAAUCAGGACUGGUCAUCUCCUUACUACAUGGGUGAGGAGAUGUACCGUUUGGCUUCUCAGAGUGCCACGGGAGUCCAAGAGAAAGGGACAGAGUUAAAUUUGGAUGAUACUCAGCAGUAUUAUUACCAACAACCCUACAUGGCACAGAACAAUACACAUCAUUGGGUAGGCAGUAUGUGGCAUCCUGACUUCUCUGGUGAGCGGGCUCAUCAUUUCAAUGCCAAUGGUGCCAACGUCCAUCCUCACUCGCAAGCUCCACUUACUCACAGUGGUAACAUUGUAGUAGAUAAUACAGUGGAGACAACCAUUGGCUAUAUCUACACAGCUCCACAAAGUUAUAUGCUACAUCCUGUGAUCUAUCAGGACAUCCCGGUCGGCCACAAGGUUAGGUAUGACUCCAACUACAGCAACCAGCCCGUCACAAAGUCUGACCAACACUUUCCACAUCCAGUCACCAGCAGUCCUGGAGAUGGACACUACCCUCUGUCAUCCCACCUGGCACAGCCCGGGGUUAUGGACCCAAUUCUGAACUAAAUUGUAAAAUACUUUUUGUCUGAUUUGAUUUCAGGGAUUGUGGCUGACUCGUGCUUUCAUAUGUAACAUUUUUUGUUAGUUUAAAACUGAAUUAUGUUUUGUAUUACUACACUUCCAAGGGACUGUAUUUCCACUCAGGUAUUGUCACUUUUGGGUUAAAUCCCUGGUUCCCAACCUGAGGUCCAAGCCUGCAUUAGUGGGUCCCCAAAGAUUACAGGAAGGGUCUGAAGUUGAGAGAAUUAGAAGCACAUAUGUUAGUCAGAACACAUUUGACAAUUCAAACUAUUUACAAAGAUGAUCUUUGGAUGAACCAAAGGGGGUGGGGGUUAUCAGUUUAAAAAAAAAAAAAAA
Thalassophryne amazonica is the source of this 2888-nucleotide messenger RNA. RefSeq lists its product as uncharacterized. Bases 159 to 2537 code for a protein of 792 amino acids. The record is from RefSeq and is a predicted model, not a curated record. NCBI's taxonomy places the organism in Eukaryota, Metazoa, Chordata, Actinopteri, Batrachoidiformes, Batrachoididae. The transcript is spliced from 12 exons.